Closterium sp. NIES-65 is the source of this 1668-nucleotide messenger RNA. The record is from the annotation of a GenBank genome assembly. Lineage: Eukaryota; Viridiplantae; Streptophyta; Zygnematophyceae; Desmidiales; Closteriaceae.
AUGCAGCGUUCCGCGUGGCCCUGGUGUGUGGGGGCAACGGCCGCGGUAGCAUCAGCCUGGCGCUCGGCGCGUGUGGCAGUAGCGCGUGUGGCAGUAGCGCGUGUGGCAGUAGCGCGUGUGGCAGUAGCGCGUGUGGCAGUAGCGCGUGUGGCAGUAACGCGUGUGGCAGUAGCGCGUGUGGCAGUAGCGCGUGUGGCAGUAGCGCGUGUGGCAGUAGCGCGUGUGUGGCAUACAUACAGGCUGACAACCACUGCCCUUCUCUCAACAUCGCACUCGUGCCCUCCCCUUCCCUCCCCAUCUCCCAACCCCCAUCCUCCCCUCCCUUAUCUGCAGCACGUGUGGCAGCAGUGCAUGUGUGGCAUACAAGCUGACAGUCACCACGCCCAAGGACAUGCCGCCCUCAACAUCACACUCACGCUCUCCCCAUUUCCCUUCACCCCCAUCCCCAUGUGCAGCACGUGUGGCAGCAGUGCGUGCGUGGCAUACAAGCUGACAGCCACAACACCCAAGGACACGCCACCCUCGCAGCUGUCCCUGCUCGCGCCCGCCAACAGCAGCGCCACCAGCGGGGGCGGUGCAGCACCCCCUUGCGCACAGGGCACGUGCCCGUUCCCCAUCCUCCCAGACGCCAUCACCUGGAGGAAGCCUGCUGCCGCCACCCCCACUCUCUGGGAAGCCAGCGCACCUCCCUCCUCCCCUUCCCCUCCUCCUCCUUCCCCUCCUCCUCCCACUCCUCCCUCUCCUCCUCCUCCCUCUCCUCCCCCUCCCUCUCCUCCCCCUCCCUCUUCUCCCCCUCUCUCUCCUCCUCCCCCCUCUCCUCCAUCUCCCUCCCCUCCCCUCGAACCCUCAGUCUCCCCGCUCCUGUCCCCCCCACUCGCCUCGCCUCCUGACGCCCCUGCUUCCCCUCCCCCUGACCCCCUUGUCUCCCCUCCUCCUGACUCCCCCUCCGGGAAUGGCAUCUCCUCCCCCCCUGACCCCCCUUCUUCCCCUCCUCCUGACUCCAGUGGUGCAUCACUGGCAGCAGCACUAGCGUCCCUUCGCACUGGGGGGGAGAACGGAGGCUGUGUGGGGGGAGGGGCGAGUGGGGGUGGGGGAACUGGGUCAGGUGGGAGUGUGGCACAAUCCUGGCCGUUGAUCGCGAUGGAGUAUGACGAGAUGUCGAGCAGUCCAGGUGGCGCGCAGGGAUUGGCCGUUGGGGAUUUUGCAGGGAGCACGAUUGCUGCCUUUGACCGUGCAUCAGCCCCGUUGCCAGCAGUGACGUCCCCCCAAUUCGCCAUCAACCUCACCGACCCCAUGCCGGGCGGCGCUCACAUCAGGGUCGACAGCCUGUACGUCUCUCGUCCGCUCGUUCUCCCUCUCCCUCCCUGCUCUACUCUCUCGUUCUCCCUCUCCCUCCCUGCUCUACUCUCUCGUUCUCCCUCUCCCUCCGUGCUCUACUCUCUCGUUCUCCCUCUCCCUCCCUGCUCUACUCUCUCGUUCUCCCUCUCCCUCCCUGCUCUACUCUCUCGUUCUCCCUCUCCCUCCCUCCUCUACUCGCUCGUUCCGAGUGGAACACGCGUGCCUCAAUCCACGGCCAGCUUCUACCGCAUCUCCUAUACAAUCAUCCUUGUUGCACCAGAUAACGACCCUCAGUCUGCUGCCCUCCUGCACUCCGUGAGAUACCGAUAG